AUGGUUGCCUUCAGCAAAGUCGCAGCUGUUGUCGCCCUUGCAGGCAGUGCCUCCGCCCAUACCAUCUUCCAACAACUCUGGGUUAACGGUGUCGCUGCUGGUCAAGAUAAGGGUAUCCGUGUCCCAACUUACAACGGCCCCAUCGAGAAUGUUCUCAGCGAUUCGAUCAUUUGCAACGGUGCCCCAAAUCCCAUGAAGUCACCAGCACCAGCCGACAUCAUCAAUGUCCCAUCUGGUGCUACUUUGACUAUGGAAUGGCAUCACGACCCAACCGGACCAAACCCAAAUGAUGCGUCCGAUCCCGUUGACCCCACCCACAAGGGACCUCUGAUGGUCUACCUCGCCAAGGUCGACAGUGCUUUGACCCAGACUGUUACUGGCCUUAAAUGGUUUAAGAUCUACGAAGAUGGUCUCGAUGUCGCCACAAACACUUGGGCUGUUGACAAGCUCAUUGCUAACAAGGGCUUCAUGGACUUCAAGCUCCCAAGCUGCAUCCCACCCGGAAACUACCUUCUCCGUGGUGAACUCCUCGCCCUGCACGGUGCUGGUCAAUACCCAGGUGCCCAAUUCUACAUGAGCUGUGCUCAGAUCAACAUCAUCGGUGGAGGGUCUGCCAGCCCACCAACCGUUAACUUCCCAGGUGCUUAUGCUGGAAGCGACCCUGGUAUCCACGUCAACAUCUACUACCCACCACUUACCAGCUACACCAUCCCCGGACCCCGCCCAUUCACUUGCGGCGGUACCGAGCCCACCACCAGCGCUGGCACCACUCUCCGAACCACCACCACCGCUGCUAGAACUACAACUGCGGUCACAACCACCGCCCGAACCACCACCGCUGCUACUACCACCGCCCGAACAACCACUGCCGGCUCUGGUACUGGAGCUCCUCUCUAUGGACAGUGCGGAGGUCAAGGAUGGACUGGACCUACAACCUGCGCAUCGGGAACUUGCAAGGUGUCCAACGACUGGUACUCCCAGUGCUUGCCGUAA
Orbilia oligospora ATCC 24927 is the source of this 993-nucleotide messenger RNA. RefSeq lists its product as uncharacterized. Gene Ontology annotation, biological process: carbohydrate metabolic process. The record is from RefSeq and is a predicted model, not a curated record. The coding region runs from base 1 to 993 and encodes 330 amino acids. The transcript has 3 exons. Gene Ontology annotation, cellular component: extracellular region. Lineage: Eukaryota; Fungi; Ascomycota; Orbiliomycetes; Orbiliales; Orbiliaceae. Gene Ontology annotation, molecular function: cellulose binding.